Anoplophora glabripennis (Asian longhorned beetle) is the source of this 1080-nucleotide messenger RNA. RefSeq lists its product as uncharacterized. Gene Ontology annotation, biological process: sleep; regulation of synaptic transmission, cholinergic; positive regulation of voltage-gated potassium channel activity. The coding region runs from base 98 to 568 and encodes 156 amino acids. Lineage: Eukaryota; Metazoa; Arthropoda; Insecta; Coleoptera; Cerambycidae. The transcript is spliced from 4 exons. The record is from RefSeq and is a predicted model, not a curated record.
CGGUGACUCAAAACAAACUUGUUUUGAUCGAACGUUACUAUUUGUAUAAUAUCUACAAAAUAAACAUUUUUUUAAGUCUAUUUGAUAAUAAAUCGAAAUGUUCAAUAGUGUGGUUGUAAUUUUAUCGGGAAUUUUAAUAGCUUUGAUAGGCCACAGCUCUGCACUUUGGUGCUACCAGUGUGUAUCCACGCAACCAGGAUGUGGAACACCCUUCAACUGGUUGUGGCAUUGGACAAAAGUCUGCCCGGAAAAUGAUGACGUUUGUGUUAAAAUUAUAGAAGAAAAAGACGGUUUGCAAGUGAUUACUAGGGACUGUUUGAGCAGUAUGCAGGGACUCCGCACCGACAUACCUGCAGAUCACUAUGAAGGUUGUAGACCAGCAGCUGUAGAUGUUAAACUAGCAAACUACGUCAACAACAGCAUCAAAGAACUAGAUAUUUAUAGAAAUCAUUACGAUAAAACAACGUGGUGUUUCUGUUUCUUGGACCACAGAUGCAACAAUGCGAUCACUAGCCAUCCAUCGUUUUAUAUUUUAAUUUUAGGAACGAUAAUUGCAUAUCGUUUGUGAUAAUUUUUGUUUUUAUCUUCAAACUAACAUAUUUAGAUCUGAAUUGAGAAUCAUUAUACAGGGUGUCCCAAAAAAGAAGACUAAUUAGGUAAGUCUUCAGGUACACACAAUUUCUUUGUUAUAGCUCCAAAAUUUUUCAUUUAAUGCAGUUUUUGAGAUAAGUGCCACUUUUUAAAAGACUAAGUAAUUGACUAUGACUUGUAAUUUGUGACUUGAAAAUCUCGGGCGGCUGUGGUUACCAGGUUACUUUUUUGGACACCCUGUAGUUUUAAGAUUUGACCUAAGUUAAAUAUUAACAUGACAAAGUUGAUAUUAGUGGGGCAUUCCAGGCUAAAUCGACAACUUUUAAACCUGACCCCUUUCGAUUUGACUGAAACUUUUUUAUUCUUUUCUACUCCAUUGAAAAUCUCUGAGAAUUUUGUCAAUGUUUUCUCCCCUCAAAAAAAUUUUUGAAGCUUUUUUUAAAAAAUAACCGUCUAAAAAAUUGUUGAUGUUUUUUUUCAAAAUUUUUG